AUGAUUUGUUUAAAAUUACAAAUCAUUUUGUUGAUUCUGUUUCGCGACGCCUUGAUGAUUGACACCAAUGACACUUCGGGAUAUCGCAAGGAAAGAGUUAACGGUCACAUAGUAAAGCUUAAUUCAAACAAACAAAAUACAAUUCAUUGUGAUGAAGAGGGAUUUCGACCAGAUCAAGAAGAUUGUACAAUUUACUACCGUUGCAUAAAAGCGAAUAACGACAAAUAUAACACAUUUCGAUUCCAAUGCCCUGCAGGUACAGUUUUCGAUACAUAUAGAGGAAUUUGCAACUACCCGCAAUUAAGCGUCGAGCAUUCUGGGUGUAAAAUUCCAAGUGAAGAACAGCACUAUGAUAAUAAAAUUAAGGAUACUGACAAUGAAUUGCCUAAGCCAAUAGUUAACAGAAAUGGUAUAAGUUAUUACAAUCCGCUGCCUAAUUAUAACGAACUAUCAGAUGAUUACGAGAAAGUACCAUAUCAACAUGCAUAUCCAGUUACGCCUUCCACUGUGGCAUACAGCACAGAAACAUAUACUCAAAGGCCAUCGUUUUUGGUUGAAAAUGAACAUGACGACAAUCGCUGUAUAACAGAUGGAUUUAUGGGUGAUUCGAAGAAUUGUAAGAAAUUCUAUAGAUGUGUGAGCAAUUUAAGAGGAGGGUUUAUUAGAUAUGAGUUCAUGUGUAAUGAUGCCACGAUAUGGGAUGAUAACACGCAAGGCUGUAAUCAUGCAUGGAUAGCCCGAAAUUCAAAGUGUAUAAAGGACGACACCUACAAUGAUAUAAAUGACAUUAAUUUGGGCUUUGGAAAUAAAAAUAAUUAUGAUAAAAACUUGGAUCAAAAAAAAGAUAACGAUGAUUUUCCAAAUAAUUACAAUCAGCCACACAAUGAACCUAUUCAGACAACCACCGAGAAAUAUAUAAAAAUAGAUUCAACUACUCGUACGGAAAAACCAUACAAUAAACCUACAUUAAGUUCAGUUCAAAUCCACAAAUUUGGUGACAAAAUAUUAGGAUAUGGUGAUUCCGCAGCGAAUUCGCUUACCACAGAUAGUUUAAAAGAGCCAUAUUCUGAUAAAUAUAAAAGUGAAAUGUGUUCUCGAAAUGGUUUCUUUGGUUACCCCGGGGACUGUAAGAAGUUUUAUAGAUGUAUUGAGAGUUCAAAUGGAAAAUAUGUACGAUACGACUUUUCGUGUAGUGAUGGAACUGUGUGGGAUGAUCAUUUAAAAACAUGUAAUUUUGCUUGGGCGGUGAAAGAAUGUGGUUCCUUUGUUCCCCUCAGAGAUGAAACGAAAGACGUUACAACAACAAAUGUAAAUGUACUAUCGUCAACAGUACACACAAGCAGUUCUAGGCCUCCCAAAGAUGAAUUAUUCGGACAAACUACACCAAACAACCAAGAAAUUUUUACAAAACCUUCAACCUUAAGUGAUAUUGGAGCUUCCGUGACAUACGAUUCGUACCAAGAGGAAUGUAACUCUAAUGGCUUCUAUGGUGAUAAAAAUAAUUGCCAAAAUUUUUAUAGAUGUAUUGAAACUAGACGAGGUGUUUUUACAAAGUUAGCAUAUAAAUGUGGAGAAGGUACGUUAUGGGACUCUAGCAUUGAAGCAUGUAAUCAUGCAUGGGCUGUUAAGAACUGCACUGUUUCCGUAGCAAAUAGCCAAACGAUAGCUGACACACCAGUUAUAACUACUGUUUCUCUUAUACAAACCACCACACAAGCAAACGAAAUAUUGGAACAUAAAUUUGAUUCCCUAUACAACCAAGGACCCAAUAAAUUUACGAGUACCACACCAAAAGAUAUAAAUAAUUUUGAAAACAAUGUUACACAUAAUAAAUGUACUAGCUCUGGUUUUAUAGGCGACGCUAAUGACUGUCAAAAGUUUUACAGGUGUGUAGAUAAUGGCAGUGGGAAGUUCACUCAAUAUGAAUUUACAUGUGGUGAAAACACUGUCUGGGAUUCUAGUAUUGAGUCAUGCAAUCACGCAUGGGCUGUUGAGAAAUGUGGAGGAGUCGAAACUGUUCAGUCGCAACCGACUACACAUGGCAACGAUUUAUUGUCAGAAGAAAACAUUUCGGAUUCUAAGGGAACAACUGCUCCCGACAGUUCAUAUAGUAUAUCCACAACGAGAACUUCUGAAGUUGAUGAAGAAAAUAAACCAUACAAACCUACACCACAAACUGAAACAGGUCAACAACCACAACUAACAACGACUACUGCAACAACUAAAAUACCACUAACAAGCGAUCAAAAUGAACAAGUUAGUACAUCAAGUUCCAAUAAAUGCACGGAGGAAGGUUAUUUCGGAAAUGUAGAGGAUUGUAAGAAAUUCUAUAGAUGUGUUGAUAAUGGAAAGGUCGGCCUUCAAAUGUACGAAUAUUCUUGUGGAGAAGGCACUAUUUGGGACCAGGACCUUAAAGCAUGUAAUCAUCCACAAGAUGUUCAGCAUUCGUCUUGUUCAACAUCAAGUCAAACUCCAACAAACAAUGAUGCUUCAAUUACUUCAGAAUUACCCACCAGUAAAGUAAGUUCAACUUCAACUGUUUUACCUGCAACAACAAUCGAAAAUACAUAUAGUAAUCAUCCAUCCAUUGAGCCAUCCACAACUGGUAAACCAUAUCAGCAAAGUACAAGUUCAAGUGACACUAUAAAUCUAGUUGAUGAAAAUAAAUGUUCAAAAGAAGGAUAUUUUGGGAACACCGAAGAUUGCGGAAAAUUCUAUAGAUGCGUUGAUAAUGGCAGAAAUAGUUUUACAAAAUAUGACUUUACUUGUGGAGAAGGAACUAUUUGGGAUCAAGAUAUAAUAGCUUGUAAUCAUCCGCAAGACGUCGAACAUCCUUCAUGCUCAUCAAAUGUCUCAUCAGCUGAGUCCACAACCACUGAGAAACAAACUGAAGUUCCCUCAUCAACAACGGCAAAAAUCUCAACAAGUAGUUCUACAAUUUCAACCAUACAAGCCACAACAACAACAUCUUCACCGAUCAGAACAUCAACAACGCCAAAAACAUCAACUUCGACAACGACGAGCGUAACUCCUUCAAGUGACACUAUACAUUCAGUUGAUGAAAAUACAUGUUCAAAAGAAGGAUAUUUUGGGAACACCGAAGAUUGCGGAAAAUUCUAUAGAUGCGUUGAUAAUGGUAAAAAUAGUUUUACAAAAUAUGAUUUUACUUGUGGAGAAGGUACUAUCUGGGAUCAAGAUAUAAUAGCUUGUAAUCAUCCGCAAGACGUUGAACGUCCUUCAUGUUCAUCAAAUGUCUCAUCAGCUGAGUCCACAACCACUGAGAAACAAACUGAAGUUCCCUCAUCAACAACAGCAAAAAUCUCAACAAGUAGUUCUACAAUUUCAACCACACAAGCCACAACAACAACAUUUUCACCGAUCAGAACAUCAACAACGCCAAAAACAUCAACUUCGACAACGACGAGCGCAACUCCAUCAAGUGACACAAUAAAUUCAGUUGAUGAAAAUACAUGUUCAAAAGAAGGAUAUUUUGGGAACACCGAAGAUUGCAGAAAAUUCUAUAGAUGCGUUGAUAAUGGUAAAAAUAGUUUUACAAAAUAUGACUUUACUUGUGGAGAAGGAACUAUUUGGGACCAAGAUAUAAUAGCUUGUAAUCAUCCGCAAGACGUCGAACAUCCUUCAUGUUCAUCAAAUGUCUCAUCAUCUGAGUCCACAACCACUGAGAAACAAACUGAAGUUCCCUCAUCAACAACGGCAAAAAUCUCAACAAGUAGUUCUACAAUUUCAAACACGCAAACCACAACUACAACAUCUUCACCGACCAGCAUAUCAACAACGCCAAAAACAACAACGACGAGCUCAACUCCUUCAAGCACAUCUUCAUCAAGCACCGCAACUACGGAAAGUUCUACAAUGGCAAAUAAUGAAAACCAAACUUCUAUGGAAGGACAAGAAAAGGGAAACUUUACAUGUACCAAAGCUGGUUUUUACCCAAAUCCGAAUGACUGUAAAAAGUUUUACAGAUGUGUGGAUUGGUAUAAUAAUGGUACAAGCUUCUCUAUCUUUCAUUUUGAUUGUGGUGAGGGUACUAUAUGGGAUCCGUCUUUAGAUACAUGUAACUAUGAAGAUUCUGUGUAUCCCCCUCGAAAUUGCAAUGGUUCUUCCAUUCAGACACAAAAUAAUACCGAAAGUACAACGUCUGGAAGUAGUUCUACAGAUACAACUACUACGCCAGCAAGUACAGCAAUGACGACGAGUGAACCAUCAACCACAGAAGAAAGUAGCUCUACUUCAACUACAGAACAAAGUAGCUCUACUUCAACAACAGAACAAAGUAGCUCUACUUCAACUACAGAACAAAGUAGCUCUACUUCAACAACAGAACAAAGCACCUCUACUUCAACUACAGAACAAAGCAGCUCUACUUCAACUACAGAACAAAGCAGCACUUCGUCAACUACGGAACAAAGUAGUUCCACUCAAACAUCGACUACAACAGAGCAACAAACUUCAACAACUGAAAAAAGCACAACGCAAACAGAGGCAUCAUCAACUGAACAAUCAACGACAGCAACCUCAGAUUCAACCACAACUGAACGUUCAACUACUCCUAUGGAUCAAACUGAUAAAACAACUGCAGAAUCAUCUACUAGUGAAGGUACAACACAAUCCUCGUCUACUGAACAACAAUCUACAUCAAACACAGAUUCCUCAUCAGAACCAACAGACAGUGAUAAAACGACAACAGAGGCCACACAGCAAACAACUGAAAGUACCACCAGUUCCACUCCCAAAGACAAGUGUCCUGAAAUGAAUGAUGAUCAAUACGCUUAUGUUUGUCCAACAUCAUUUAGAAGACACCCCAAAUAUUGCAAUCUAUUUUAUCAAUGUACCGAAGAUGAUGAUAGCCAUGAUUUGAAAAUAGCCUUAUUUCACUGCCCUAACAAUACAAUUUACGAUGAAUCAAAAACGCAGUGUGUAGAUGAAAAUAAAGCUUCAAAGAAAUGCGAUGGUACUUUAGCCCGAACUCACCGCAUCAAACGAUUCAGUAACGAUUAUAUUGAUCCGAUCAUCGUUGGCACCGAUAGCUAUGCAUGUCCAAAUGUGGGAUACUUUCCCUUCGAGAGAAAUCAAGAAUGUUCACAAGCAAUGUUAAAAUGUCAACGUUCGAGAAACAAUAAUUUAACUGGAUAUGUGUUCCGAUGUCCCGAAGGAUAUACUUUCUGGUCAAAGAGUAAACGAUGUGAACGAAAUUCACGGAUUAAAGAUUGUAAACGGUCGAUCUACCCGUGGAACAAAAGACACGACAUACCAAAAGAGGUUCAUAAUGUUGCAUUGUAUUAA
Molecule: messenger RNA, 5304 nt
Organism: Pieris macdunnoughi
Lineage: Eukaryota; Metazoa; Arthropoda; Insecta; Lepidoptera; Pieridae
Source: the annotation of a GenBank genome assembly